Cervus elaphus (red deer) is the source of this 1132-nucleotide messenger RNA. RefSeq names its product small cysteine and glycine repeat-containing protein 9-like. Bases 47 to 355 code for a protein of 102 amino acids. The record is from RefSeq and is a predicted model, not a curated record. The transcript has a single exon. NCBI's taxonomy places the organism in Eukaryota, Metazoa, Chordata, Mammalia, Artiodactyla, Cervidae.
UCUCGCUCCUCACCUCUCCUGAGUCCAAAUCCUCUCUACCGACACCAUGGGCUGCUGUGGUUGUGGAAGUUGCGGCGGCUGCGGCGGCGGCUGCGGCGGCGGCUGCGGCGGGGGCUGCGGCGGCGGGGGCUGCGGCGGCUGCAACAGCUGCAGGUGCUACCGGGUGGGCUGCUGCACCAGCUGCUGCCCCUGCUGCUACGGCUGCUGCGGGGGCUGCUGCAGCGUCCCCGUGGUCUGCUGCCACCGCCGCACCUGCAGCUGCCACUCGUGUGGCUGCGGCGGCGGGAAGGGCUGCUGCCAGCAGAAAGGCUGCUGCCAGCAGAAGGGCUGCUGCCACAAGCAGUGCUGCCACUGAGUGGCUGGUAGGCUCUGCUUCCCAGGGUAAGAGAUGUUGGGGGCACAGCUCACAGCGUUUGGUAAGACUUCUCCUUGGACUUCGCUCCUGUCUCUGAUGGUAAAGAAUCUGCCUGCAACGCAACAGACCCAGGUUCAAUUUCUGGGUCAGGAAGAUCCCCUGGAGAAAGGAAUGGCAACCCACCCCUGUAUUCUUGUCUGGAGAAUUCCAUGGACAGAGGAGCCUGGUGGGCUACAGUCCAUGGGGUAGGGUCACAAAGAGUCGGACAUGAUUGAGUGACUAAUACUUUGACUUUUCUUUUUCCCUCCAUCCCUCCCGCCCACUGCCUCCUGUCCCAGGUACCUGGUUGCUUUGUAACUGCUGGUUCUGCCCCUUUACUCUGAGGUUUCAGGGCUUGUUCUUUCCCUUUAUCAUGUGUGGUAUCAUGAUGACAUUAAUUUCUGCUCCCUGUAUCUUCAGAACUCAGCAUACAGAGGUAUCUAUUUUCUCUCACCUUUGUAUUCUUGUCUCCACUUGGAAAAAAGAAAAAGAUGAAAGAUGAGCAUUUAUUAUCAACAUUAGUGCUUGGGAACACAGCCACUCAUGUUAAAAUCUACUUAUAUUAUAAAUAUAACAAAAUAAAAUAAAGAUAGGUAAUAAUUCAUUUCUUUAGAAAACAUUACAUUUGAUGGACUUUUUAUUCUUUUCUAUUGUCCAUUUACUAACUUUUCCCCUGUUUCUGUAUCGUUUAAAAAAAAAAAAAGGAACUCUUUCUUGAUUAAAAGUGAUCUUUCUUUA